Molecule: messenger RNA, 3567 nt
Organism: Centropristis striata (black sea bass)
Lineage: Eukaryota; Metazoa; Chordata; Actinopteri; Perciformes; Serranidae
Gene: slc26a10
Product: solute carrier family 26 member 10
Exons: 18
Coding region: 109-2193 (694 amino acids)
Biological process (GO): transmembrane transport
Cellular component (GO): membrane
Molecular function (GO): oxalate transmembrane transporter activity; chloride transmembrane transporter activity; bicarbonate transmembrane transporter activity
Source: RefSeq, a predicted model, not a curated record
GGUCAGGGCAGAGUCUGCUAUAAAUGUAUUGCAACAGACAACAACUUUACUGACUCUACAGCGGGGCUUGCAUGGUGAGCUGUCAUAGCUCAUCUCUACAGGGACAAUAUGAGCGCUUCUGUGGCCGUGUACAGGAAUAUUUACACAGAGGACCGCUUCAAACAGGCCUACGGCUCCGAUGACAACACAAGUGGAAGUUUGCGGCUCCGGGAAAGGCUUGCCUUGAGGUGCAGGUGUUCAAGGAGAGCCUGCCUUCACCUGUUGAGGGAGAGAGUGCCCAUUUUCAACUGGCUGCCAAGAUACAGACUAAAGAAAUGGAUUUUAGGAGAUACUAUCGGAGGACUGACAGUUGGUAUCCUUCACAUUCCCCAGGGCAUGGCCUUCGCUUUACUCACAUCGGUGGCACCAAUAUUUGGCCUGUACACCUCCUUCUUUCCUGUGGUGCUCUAUAUGAUUUUUGGCACAGGUCGUCAUGUGUCCACAGGUACCUUUGCAGUAGUGAGUCUGAUGACGGGCUCUGUGGUGGAGCAGCUGGUUCCCACUCCUCUGGAGAUGAACUCAAGUUCAUCUGAAGCAGCCGACUUCGAGGCCCAGAGGAUCGGAGUUGCCUCUGCUGUUGCACUCCUCUCAGGGAUUAUUAUGCUCUGCAUGUUUGGUCUUCAGCUGGGCUUCCUCUCCACCUAUCUGUCAGAGCCAAUUGUUAAAGCUUUCACCAGUGCUGCUGCCUUCCAUGUGACUGUCUCACAGCUGCAAAGCAUGCUGGGGCUGCGGCUCCCGCGCCACACUGGGACCUUCUCCCUCUUCAAGACUUUAGCGUCAGUGAUGGAGAACCUGCCUCACACAAACAUGGCAGAGCUGCUGAUCUCAUUGGUGUGUCUGGCUGUUCUUGUGCCGGUCAAGGAAAUCAACAUGCGUUACCGGCAGCGCCUGCGUACACCCAUCCCUGUGGAGAUCCUCACGGUUAUCAUUGCUACAGGUGUGGCCUACGCCUCCUCGCUGGACACUUCUUACAACAUUGAGAUAGUCGGCCACAUCCCAGCUGGAUUCCCGGGGCCUCGGAUGCCUGCCCUGCACACUUUACCUGACAUUGCUGGAGACACUGUCGCCAUCACAUUUGUUGGUUACGCCGUGUCCGUCUCACUGGCGAUGAUCUAUGCCGAUAAACAUGGAUAUUCCAUACACCCCAACCAGGAGCUCCUGGCUCACGGCAUCUCCAACACAGUGUCUUCUUUUUUCACCUGCUUUCCCAGCUCGGCUACUCUGGCCACUACAAAUAUACUCGAGAGUGCCGGAGGAUACACACAGCUCUCCGGCUUGUUCACAAGUCUGGUUGUUCUGGUUGUCCUGCUGCUGAUCGGUCCGCUGUUCUACUUCCUACCAAAGGCAGUCCUGGCAUGCAUCAACGUCACCAGCCUCAGGCAGAUGUUCCUGCAGUUCCAGGACUUACCUGAACUGUGGAGAGUCAGCAAGAUCGACUUUAUGGUGUGGGUGGUAACCUGGCUCUCUGUAGUGGUACUAAAUGUGGAUCUUGGCCUCGCUAUUGGAGUGGUGUUCUCUAUGAUGACCGUCAUCUGCCGCACACAGAGGGCUGGUUGUUCAGUGCUCGGUCGGGCCAGCAACACAGAAAUUUACAGACCUCUGGAGAACCACAGCAAAUGCUAUGAGGUUCCUGGAGUGAAGAUCCUGACCUACAACGGCCCUAUUUAUUACGGCAACCGCAGCUUCUUCAGGAAGGAGAUGAGCCGGCUGUUGGGCCUGACGCCAGAGAAGAUUCGCAGCCGGGAGAAAGCGAGGAAAGCCCUGGAGAAAAGGGAGAGAGAGGCCACCGUCAGCACUGUGGAAAGAGGCAUUGCAAACGCAUCAUUUUUUUCAGAAAACGAGUUUUUUAAAUCUGAAACCUCUGAGAGCGAUGUUCAGGCGGUGUUAAUCGACUGCAGCAGCGUGAUAUUUGUUGAUGUUGCUGGAGCGAGACUCUUUACGCAGAUGUGCACUGAAUGCCAGAAAGCUGGAGUUCAUGUGUACUUGGCAAACUGCAAUGAGAGCGUCUUAAAGAUCCUAACAUCAAGUGGUCUCAUGACCUACAUGAACCCUCAGCAUAUAUUUGUCACUGUUCAUGAUGCAGUGAUGUAUAUCCAGCAGCAGAAGGAGAAACCCCCUGAACCUCCAGAGAACACCACGACUGUUUGGGUCUGAGCCAGGAGCGCAGUGAUGAGUCAUGCUCCCGUCAGCCGUGUGCUCAGACUAAAGAGGCCGAGGGCAAAAGGGACUUCUGCAUUAUGUUUGAAAGCAGCAUUUGGUCCAGACUUCACUAUAUACCAGUGUUCUAAACAAGCAGUAGCCAGUUGUAGCAAUAUUUACAGUAGUUAUUACAUUACAGUUUUACCAGUUUUCUUACAGGUAUUGGACUCACUCCUGGCAUAUUUUAACCCUUUGAACCCCAUUUAUUGUAGAAAGAAACUGUAAAAAUAGGCACCAUCGUUGGAGUAAAGCGUUAACCUUUCCGACGGUCCUUGAAUGGAUCAUAGAUUAUGAAAGAUUCUAUAAGAAAAAGUAACCAAAAUGAAGCUUAAGAUUGAUUUCUAUCAAAAUCACUUUAUUCUACAUGUCUCAUUUAAAACAUUGCCAAAAAUAAAUCGUUUGGAAUAACUAGAUCCUGUUAAAAACAUUAAAUUCUGCUCCUCAGCUACACUGUGAAGCCAUGAUUGAUUCUGCUGAGACGAACAGUCACGUAACAAAUAUUCACUGAAAAUCUGUUUACACAGAGCCGAGAGGAGAGGACAGGACAGGGGAGGCUGUAAAAUGCAAAUAGUUAAUAGCCAAUAUUCCUGACACUUAUGGGCACUUGGAAAAGUGUUGUCUAUAUAGAUUAAAUUUUAUCAGAACUUCAACUUUCAGAAAUUCAGUGUUUUUUUUAUGUUUAUGAUUUAUGUCAUUAUAACUGUGUUAUUCUGCAUAAAAUACAUUCUUGAGUUGUUCACACUUCUAGACAUGGUUGUGCUGAUUCUAUAGAGCUGUAGGACUUUUAGAAUUUAUAUACUGCAAUAAAAUACAAGGCCACAGUGAGUAAAAUGUAAAAAGAGCAAAAAAACGCCCUGAAACAGCUUGUUGGGGUUCAAAGGGUUAAUCUGAUAUCAGUAAACAUUAACAAAAUCAGGAGGUUUUAAAUCAGGCAGAUACAACAGACAAUCUCUUAAUACAUAUUUAGUGUAAAACAGUAUAAACAUCAAAUGUGUAAUUUUUGACUUAUGACUAUAAAACUGUAUAUAUUUUGUCUUGUAUCGUCUUAUAUGCUGGAAUAUUAGUAUAGUGAUAUUUAUUUAGUGUCUGUUUGUUGUUGCAAUGCAGAUAAAUAUAAAGUGCACUGAAUAGUUUGAUGUAUUUUACUUUGUAUUUAUACGUUUUGAAAUAUGUGCUCAAAUAUGCAACUAUGUACAGUAAAUGCCCUCCCAAUCUGCCUUAAAAUGUUUUGUCUUUUAACUCCUGAGAGACUGCACAAAAUAUUGUAUGAAUGACUUUUGUAUUUGUCAGCAACUGUAACAUCCAGUGGCUGUUUUGACAAUAAAUAUA